Molecule: messenger RNA, 3690 nt
Organism: Yarrowia lipolytica CLIB122
Lineage: Eukaryota; Fungi; Ascomycota; Dipodascomycetes; Dipodascales
Source: RefSeq, a predicted model, not a curated record
AUGAAGUCAAAACGAUGGGUUCAGGCCUCCGCCCCCUCGUACGAUGGAGACGACUGGGACGACGACUAUUACAGUGGCGACGACGCGCCCGAGGUGCCGGAGGUACCCAGUGAACACGUGGCGUCUAUUGCUGAAGUGGACGAGGGUGUGGAAGAGGCUCCUGAAGCGCCUCCGGUGAUCAAACCCCUGGCAUUGGGACGGGCGGGCCAGCAGCAGAAGCUGGAGGAACAGCGGGAGCAGGAGCGGCUGCGAAAGCAGCAGGAGGCCGAGGCCGAGGCUGAGGCCGAACGCCAGGCUGAGACCGAGCGCCAGGCUGAGCUGGAGAAGCAAUACCAGGCCAAGCUCGCCGAAGAGAAACGACAACGUGAACAGCUGGAGGAGUUGGAGCGGGAACAGCAACGGAUCCGGGAGGCCCGGGCGCGAGCCGAGGCUGAGACCAAGGCCAGAGACGAGGCUGAAGCCAAGGCACGGGAGGAGGCUGAGGCGAAAGCUCGAGCUGAAGCUGAGGAGCAGGAUCGACUGGAGCGAGAGGAGAUUGAACGCGAAUACCGAGAGCGCCAGGACGCCGAGAGGCAGCGUCAGAAGCAGGAGGAGGCUGAGCGACUGGAGAGGGAGGAGGAGGAGCGACUGAGAAGGGAGGAGGAGGAGCGCCAGGCCAAGAUGGAGGAGGAGCGUCAGGCCAAGCUUGAAGCUGAACGACAGGCCAAGCUCGAGGAAGAGCGAUUGGCCCGACUGGAGGCAGAGCGACAGGCUAAACUUGAGGCAGAUCGACAGGCCAAGCUCGAGGCCGAGAAGGCACGCAAGGUCAAAAUUGAAAAGGCGCGAAUCGAGGCUGAAAAACAGGCUGCGCGGGAAGCAGAGGAACGACGGCUCAAGGAGGAGCAGCAACGACUGGCCGAGGAGGAGGAGAAGCGACAGGCGGAGGCGGAGGCCGCACGUGUUGCUGCUCUAGAGGCUGAGCUAGAAGCAGAGCGUGAGAAGGAGAGCAAGAGACAAGAGGUCGUUCGCCAGGCCGAAAAGGAGCGUCUAGAUGCUGAAAGAGAGGCGGAGUACCAAUCCAAGCUGGAGGCGCGCGCCAAGGAGGCCGAAAAAGCCCGUCAGGCAGAGGAGGAGCAGCGUGAGGCUGAACAGGCUCGUCUGGAGGCUGAACGCCAUGCUCUGCUCAUGUCAGCUGCUGGGGAGGAAGGGGGAGAUAAAACCAACUCUCCCACCACACAGUCGUUUUACGAUUCCAGAUCAAAGGGAGUCGGAAACGCUUCUGGAACUCCUGUGAUGUCUCCCCGAGUGGAUUAUGACGACUUCCAAGCCACGGCUUCUCCCAACACCAGGGACCCCUACGAUCCCAGUAAUCAUUGGGGAGGUGGAGCUGUCACAUCUGACUCUGCUGGGCGUGAUGAUGGUGGUUCUAACAACGGUGUUGUUGGAGCCAUUGGAGGGGCGAUUGCAGGUGCUGCUGCUGCCGUGGGAGCUGCCACUCUUGAGUCUAACAAUGACUCUGAGAAGGAUGGCAACAAGGAGGCUGAUAAGAGUAUUGAUUCGUCUACUGGCUCAGAAGCACACACAGUCGGUCUUUCUAAGGAAGUGCUGGCUGCUCCUUCGGAAGCAGAUGCUUCCAACUCACUGAAACAUGCAUCAAUGGUUGCUCAAGUGGGUGCAGAUGAGUCUGAAACACCCACCACGCUUCCUAGCAGCUCUGGUACUGCCACCUCCAAGAGUAUGUCUCGUGUGGACUCUGUGGAGGACAUUGUUGCUGACUACUAUGCUUAUAGCAGUGAUGAGGGCGUUGAAGGAGAAGGAGUGGAGUACGAUGAAGAGGGAGUUGAAGAAGGGUCCACUAUGGAUGGCCAUAAAGAUAAGGAGGAGGAGAAGGCCGACAAGAAAGAUGCUGUCAUAAAGGACUCUUUGGAUAUUUCACCUGUCUCUUCCACUUCUCAUUCUCACUAUGCUGACGCCGAAGAUGUGGAGGCAGGAUACACCAUGGACGGAGUCAAGAUGGAAGGAUCUGAUGGAUCUGACAACGAGACUGACCAUGAGACUGACGAGGACGACAAGAAGUUGUCCAAGCUCGACACUUCCGGUGCUUCUGCUGUUCCCGACACUUCAGACGUGUCUACUCCCAAGCUUGACCAGGAACCCUCUUCUGCUUCUACUGAUAUUGCUGGAAAACGAGAAAUCCCUUCGCAUCUCGUCCCCGGUCUUACCGUGGGCACUGGAGGCAGUCCCCAUGUGAAAUCCACCUCGGAAAUCACACCCACGACCGAGAUGAACAAACUAUCGGACGAGAUUCUCAACUCGUUUUCGGCUGAAGGAAAUGACCCUUACUACACCAACAGCGCGUACGAUUAUGACGAUAGCGAUGCUGGUCCCGAUGCAGAGCUACAGGCGCUAUAUGCCGGUUCGCACAAGUUUCUUGACGCGCGAAUGUCGCGUGAUAUGAGCGAUGUGCACGGUGAUUUUUCUGUGGCUCCUCUUUCUCCCAAACGGCUGUCUCGAGUGGCCGUUGUAGACGAGUCUAACAGCUCGCCUAGUGUUGGUAAGGUGGCUGCGGUUGUGGGGGCUGCUGGAGCCGUUGGAGUAGCCUCUGGUGUUGUUACAAGUGGUGGUGAGACUACUUCUGCUUCCGCCACUCCUACCACUUCUGAUGCUCCCAAAUUCGAGGAUGCUACCAAGGCCGUCAAGGACGCCAUGGAGGGAAACAAGGAUCUAGAGUCGGAUUUGCAAGCCAAACAGACGGAACCCCUUCCAUCUCUGCCCUCUAUUCCCGUUUCUUCUCUUGAUCCGGGCACUCCCACUAUUCCGUCUUCGGAAGACAAGAGGGAGAAGGAGGGCAAGGAAGACAAGGACACCAAGGAGAAGGACGAUAAUGACAACCGUGCAUCCUCCCCCGAGCUUGACGAAUUCGAAGACGCAGUGGAACGUAUUUCUACAAACGACGAAAAACCCGAUCGAACGAGCCACGACUCGGGCUACAAGUCGAUGAUUCUGGCUACUUCGCUCGAAAACGUGGCCACCACGCCCUCUGCAGGUGCCUCGUCGCGUUCGGCGUCUCGAGGAGCAGGCAUACUGGGCAAGCAGAGUAGCAUCUCGUCCAUGAACGCUCUAGGCAAAACGGACAGCUCGUCGUCGUCUGGUGUGCCUCCCACAGCCUCCUCGGCCGUGCAGAAUAUCUUCCCUACUAAUUCUGUCUCCACAGGUUCCCCUGCACAGGCUCCUGCCUCGUUCGCCAAGCAGGCCACCACCACAGCUGUACUUCCGAAGGGACCAGCCAUCACCACAGCCCAGGUACGAUCGGGCCCGUCGUACGACUUCCGGUCGAUUCUGACGCGUCCUCGGUCCAUCGAUCGGGCCAACGCGUUCAAUGACGCCCGAAAACGGGAGGCGGAGUACUCUCCCGGUCUCGAGAGCUGGCUGGUGUUCACCUACAAUGCUCUUAAGACGGACGCCGGCAUCAGCGACAUGCAAACGUCGGGCUCAUACUCUGGCGGCUCCAACAACCUGCCCAAGGCGUCAUCCAAUCUUCUGGCCGGCUCCAUUGGCGACGUGUUCCAGAACCCUCUGUCGGGCAUGUCUGGCGCCACCAAGGUGUCUGAAAAGUCGUCGCAGGUGUUCAACAAGGUGGGCGAGAGCACCACCAAGCGAGCCCGGGGUCUGUUUGCAAAGUCCAAGAAGCUCAUGAAGGGCGACAGAUAG